UUUUUGCAGAAAUACACAAAAACGUGUAGAAUCGUUUAAUUCUAUCCCCUCCUAACCUCUUCACAUGGAAAUUGGCUGCUUUGGGCGCAUGCUGUUUUUCUCCCAGGCCGUGUGUCAGGGGGCUAUUAACACUUGCUCCUGCAGCCGGUCCCUGGGCCAUUUGGAAGGUUGCACGCGUUCACACCGGCGCGCGGCCCGCGGCGCCUUCACGCGCUGCCGUUUUGUUUAUGCGGAGCGAGGGCGGCUGGGGUGCGAAGGUCUGCAAGGGCUAGAUAAAGCCGAGCUGCCACGCUGAAGCGGUCGUCCCGCCAUGGAUACCACGGAGAGCGCCGAGAGCGCGCACAGCCCAGCACGUUCGCCCUCGCGCAGCCGCUGCCCGCCGCCCGCGCAGCCCGGGUCCGAGGGCUUCUGGAGACCGUGGGUUCGAACUCCUGGCGAGAAAGAGGAGCUGGCGGAACCUCGUGCUGCAGAGGUGUUGCCCAGCGGCCCGGGAAUGACUGAAGCUUCCAGGAAGCUUUUGCAAUACCAACACCCUGUCAGACUAUUCUGGCCCAAGUCCAAGUGUUACGACUACUUAUACCAAGAAGCAGAAACUCUUCUGAAAAAUUUCCCAAUUCAAGCUACAAUUUCGUUUUAUGAAGACUCUGAUAGUGAAGAUGAUGUAGAGGGGCUGGCCUGUGAAAACCAAUCUAAUUAGUUCCUUCUGUUGACAAUUGAGCUGGGUAGAAUCUGAAUUUUGUACAUAAAUGUACCAUAACCUUUUAAAACUAAUUUAUUUGUAUAUACAUUAUUAAUAAAAUAUUUUGUAAUAACUAU
Molecule: messenger RNA, 816 nt
Organism: Rattus rattus (black rat)
Lineage: Eukaryota; Metazoa; Chordata; Mammalia; Rodentia; Muridae
Gene: Ripply2
Product: ripply transcriptional repressor 2
Exons: 4
Coding region: 311-697 (128 amino acids)
Biological process (GO): embryonic pattern specification; negative regulation of transcription by RNA polymerase II
Cellular component (GO): nucleus
Source: RefSeq, a predicted model, not a curated record